Molecule: messenger RNA, 1164 nt
Organism: Miscanthus lutarioriparius
Lineage: Eukaryota; Viridiplantae; Streptophyta; Magnoliopsida; Poales; Poaceae
Source: the annotation of a GenBank genome assembly
AUGACCACCGACCAUCUCCUCCACUUUCUCCGAGCGCCGGCAGGCUCUCCGGCUGCCGCCUCCACCCGCGCGGUUCGCUGGGGUCCUCCACAGACGCAGCGCGUUCAGUUCUGUCAGGGUGCUGCGGGGAUGCGGCGCGCGUCCGUAUCCUGCUCGAGCGCUGGCUCUGGCGGGGAGGGAGGACUAACGUACAAGGAUGCCGGCGUGGACAUAGACGCCGGCGCCGAGCUCGUGCGCCGCAUCGCCAGGAUGGCACCCGGGAUUGGCGGCUUCGGCGGUCUCUUCCCCUACAAUGACGAUUAUCUUGUUGCUAGCACCGACGGGGUGGGGACAAAGCUGAAGCUUGCUUUUGAAACUGGUAUUCAUGAUACAAUCGGCAUUGACCUGGUGGCAAUGAGUGUCAAUGACAUUGUAACUUUAGGUGCAAAACCAUUGUUCUUCCUAGAUUACUAUGCAACGAGCAAGCUUGAUGUUGAUCUUGCGGAGAAGGUUAUCAAGGGGAUUAGGGAUGGGUGCGAACAAUCAGAUUGUGCUCUCCUAGGAGGCGAGACAGCAGAAAUGCCUGGUUUCUAUGCAGAGGGUGAAUAUGAUCUAAGUGGUUUUGCUGUGGGUGUUGUGAAGAAGGAUAAAGUCAUUGAUGGAAAAAACAUUGUCAAGGGAGAUGUCCUUAUAGGUCUUCCUUCCAGUGGGGUUCAUUCUAACGGGUUCUCUCUUGCUAGAAGGGUACUGGAGAAAAGCGGACUUUCCUUGAGUGACCUGCUCCCAAGAAAUGAUGGCAUAACAACUACUGUUGGUGAAGCUCUAAUGGCACCAACUGUCAUCUAUGUUAAGCAGGUGCUUGAGAUUAUUAAGAAAGGUGGUGUGAAAGGACUAGCCCACAUCACUGGUGGUGGUUUUACUGACAAUAUCCCAAGAGUAUUUCCUUCUGGACUCGGGGCAAAGAUUUUUACUGGGUCAUGGGAAGUGCCUCCUGUCUUCAACUGGCUUCAACAGGUUGGAAACAUUGAUGAUGCAGAGAUGCGGCGAACAUUCAAUAUGGGCAUUGGAAUGGUUCUUGUGGUAAGCAGAGAGUCAGCGGACAGAAUUAUCGAAGACACCCAUGUAUCAAAUCCUGCUUGUCACAUUGGAGAGGUGAUCGAGGGUGACGGGGUUCAGUACGUCUGA